AUGGAACACGCCUUUAUUCUAGCAUCUGAGGCACUGAAAGCUGGUGAAGUGCCAAUUGGAUGCGUAUUUGUCUACAAAGGCACAGUGAUUGCCGAAGGGAGAAAUGAGGUUAAUUCCUUCAAGAAUGCUUCGAACCAUGCAGAAAUUGUUGCUAUUCGAAAAUUGGAGCGCUGGUGUUUGACUAAUAAUCUUAAAUUGGAUCAAAUCUUGAGCGAAUGCGAUGUUUACGUGACUGUGGAACCAUGUAUAAUGUGUGCAGCUGCUCUUCGUUUCGUGUUACCGAGGCAACCCAGAAGUAUCGUAUUUGGUGCCAAAAACGAGCGAUUUGGCGGGUGCGGCUCUGUUGCGGACAUUGACCGAUGCCCUGCAGGACCAAACUCAGCUCUGUCCUGUACAGCUGGAGUGGAAGAAGCUCGCGCCGUUAGUAUGCUCAAACAGUUUUAUACCCAAGAAAAUCCCAACGCCCCAGCGGAAGUCCGAAACAUUAAACGCCCGGUGCUUGAAAAAGUUCAAUACAUUUAA
This is a messenger RNA of Echinostoma caproni, 522 nucleotides long. The record is from the annotation of a GenBank genome assembly. NCBI's taxonomy places the organism in Eukaryota, Metazoa, Platyhelminthes, Trematoda, Plagiorchiida, Echinostomatidae.